AUGGGGAAGAAGAAGCAGAAAAUCGUACUUCCGCCGGAGCUUCCGCCAGAGAUUCCGGACGACGAAGUUGAGGUUUCCGACGAUGACCUCCAAUUCAUCAAAGAGAAUCGCAGCUAUGCCGCCUUACUCUCCAACUUGGACACCCAUUCAAUCACUAAGCAUGUCACACGGGUUGCUGAUGCCAAAGACGAUUCAUUAGAGAAACUUUAUGAGAAACGCAUGCUAAAAAAUGCUCUCAAGAAAGAAAAAGAAGAAACUGGUUUGCAGGUUGAUCGUGUAGAUGCUCUUCCAAUCAAGACAUUGGAUGGAAAACUCCAUUACCGGACAGCUACAAAUACAGUAUCAGAAAAUGAUCCAAGUCGAGAGGGAAUUGAAGAGGAUCUCAAUGCGGAUGAAGGUAUGGUGAAGCUAACUAAGGCUGAAAAGAGAGCCAAACUUAAGAAAAUGAAAAAAGAGGCAAAAAAUCGGGGGAAAGAGGUUGCUGAAGCUGAAGUGGAAGAAACACCACAAGCAGCAGUGCUGGCUGAGGUAAAGGAAGAUCUUUCAGCUGAGGAGGCAUUUGAAAGUAAGAAGUGUAAACUUGCAGAAUUGGGGAAUGCCUUGCUUACAGAUCCAGAGUCCAACAUUAAAUUUCUGAAAGAGAUGGUGCAGAUAUCUAAAGAUAACGAUCAGACCAUUGUUAAACUUGGACUUCUAUCCCUCUUGGCAGUUUUCAAAGAUAUUGUCCCUGGUUAUCGGAUCAGGCUUCCUACUGAAAAGGAACUAGAAAUGAAGGUUUCAAAGACUGUUAAAAAGAUGCGUUAUUAUGAGUCUACUCUUCUUUCAGCAUACAAGGCAUAUUUGCAAAGGCUGGUAGCCUUGGAGAAGAAGCCUUUAUUUCAGCAUGUAGCAGUUCGUUGUAUUUGUUCUUUGCUUGAUGCAAAUCCCCAUUUCAACUUUCGUGAAAGUUUGUUGGAUGCUACAGUCAGAAACAUAAGCUCUACGAAUGAUGCUAUAAGGAAAGUUUGUUGUUCCACAAUUAAAUCACUCUUUACAAAUGAGGGUAAACAUGGGGGUGAAGUUACUGUGGAUGCUGUUCGAUUGAUUGCCGAUUAUGUUAAAGCUCAUAAUUGCCAAUUGCACCCAGAUUCUGUUGACGUUUUCUUGUCCCUUUCAUUUAAUGAGGAUCUCUUGAAGUCUGGAAAGAUAGAAGAAGAUCAGAAAUUAAAAAACAAGAAAAGUAAGAAAAGGAAAAACUUGGAGGCCUCAAAUAAAUUGGUGGAGAAUGAUAGAAAGAAAAGUAGGCAAGAAUCGAUUUCUAAGACAAGAGAAGAGGUUGAAGCUGAUUACAAGGCUGCAUCCUUUGCCCCAGAUGUUAUGGAGAGGAAACAGAUGCAAACUGAAACACUCUCUGCUGUCUUUGAGACAUACUUUCGUAUUUUGAAGCAUACAAAGCAGUCCAUAGGUGCCAGGCCUGAAGCUAAUGCUGGGGCAUUAUCUGCUGCAGUGGAACCCAUCCCUCUGCUUUCUCCAUGUCUGAAAGGACUGGCAAAAUUUUCACAUCUGAUUGACCUUGAUUUCAUGGGUGAUCUAAUGAACCAUCUGAAAGUACUUGCUUCUGGAAGUAGCAACUCAGGCAACACUUCGGACAAGUGUUCUAAAUGCUUGACUGUAUCAGAACGUCUACAAUGUUGCAUCGUUGCUUUUAAAGUGAUGAGGAACAAUCUUGAUGCCUUGAAUGUUGAUUUACAAGACUUCUUUAUCCAUCUUUACAAUCUUGUACUUGAAUACAGGCCAGGAAGAGAUCAAGGAGAGGUGUUGGCAGAAGCUUUGAAGAUAAUGUUAUGCGAUGACAAGCAACAUGACAUGCAAAAGACUGCUGCAUUUAUAAAAAGAUUAGCAACAUUUUCACUAUCUGUUGGAUCAGCAGAUUCCAUGGCUGCCUUGGUCACAAUAAAGCAUCUCCUUCAGAAGAAUGUUAAGUGCAGAAAUUUGUUGGAAAAUGACAUUGGAGGAGGCUCUGUUUCUGGCACAAUUCCUAAAUAUCUACUAUAUUCCACAGACCCCAAUUUAAGUGGUGCCCUUGCGUCAGUACUUUGGGAACUCAAUCUUUUGUCCAGCCAUUAUCAUCCAUCUAUAUCAACAAUGGCCUCGGGCAUUGCAUGCAUGAGUACUGCGCAUAACCAGGUCCUUUUAUCCAAGUCCUCUCCUCAACUAGCUUUUAAGGAAAUGUCUCUCGACCAGGAAUUGUGUUUCACACAGCAAAGUGGCAGUAUAAAAUUAAAUAACAAGAGGAGACGAACACAUGUCCCUGCUACUUCACCUUCCAUAGCUUCCACAACAGUUACGAGUUCAUUUGAUGACAAAGAGUUGCAGAGGAAACUUAUUUCCCAUUUUGUGGUUCAUCAUGACAUCAAGGAGAAUGAAAGGCUGAGAAAGGAGCUGGACAGGACUACGCUAUCACUACAGCUAUAUGAACAAUAUAAGAAACAGAAGAAACUAUCAAAACCAAGGAGAUGA
Sphenostylis stenocarpa is the source of this 2499-nucleotide messenger RNA. Lineage: Eukaryota; Viridiplantae; Streptophyta; Magnoliopsida; Fabales; Fabaceae. The record is from the annotation of a GenBank genome assembly.